AGUGUAGUUGAUGUUUAAUGAAAUGUUCACUCCUCAGAUUAAGACUGUUGUGGAGACAAGAAUGUCUAGGGGUGGAGUUAAAUUUCUUAAAUCUGAGUUAGAUUAUUAAUAUUUGGCGGUUUUUUCAAUUUGAUUAGAAUGGCCUGACUUUCUUAAGACAUCCAAUAAAUAUAAGCUAGUUAUACUAACCUAUUAACACAAGGGGGCUUAUGAUUUGCAAAUCACUUGGUUUAUUUUUAUUUAAAUGUUCUAUUUCCAUUAUGUAGAAUAGUUAAGCCAUUAAAAAAGCAAUGCAGAAAUUAUCAUAUAUUUUUGUGUUGAAGAUAUAUGGCAAAAUUAAAUCUAAAUUGGGCAUAAAUUUCCUAUUGAUUAGGACUUAUAUUAAAUCAGUUUAGAGACAUACAAACAUUUUUACUAUUACCAAUUAUUAUUAUCUUAUUAUAUUCAAAUUCUGA
Paramecium octaurelia is the source of this 455-nucleotide messenger RNA. The record is from the annotation of a GenBank genome assembly. Lineage: Eukaryota; Ciliophora; Oligohymenophorea; Peniculida; Parameciidae.